CGGCAGCAGCGUCAACCCUCCACCCAUCGAGGAAGCCGAGCGACAUCCAUCAAACUCGCUGCACUCUCUGAGGUACGCUCGAGCGCUCCACAGGCUGCACCCCACCAAACGCUCCGCCGGACCGUCACACCGAGCCGCUCCGGUGCGCGGAUCCCCCCCACCCCCCCUCCUCUCCACCAGGACCGUUGGAGACAUGCGACGUCUCGGAGGAGGAGGAGGACGAGACGAACUGGCCAGGCAGCAGCAGCAGACACCUGCGAGGAGGAUCUGAGUUUGUUUCGAUAACGACAAAGAAAGGUUUAUUACAGGCAUCACUAUGACUGAAGGGGAUUAUGACUACCUUAUCAAGCUCCUUGCCUUGGGGGACUCCGGAGUGGGAAAGACCACCUUCUUGUACCGAUACACAGACAACAAGUUCAACCCUAAGUUCAUCACCACAGUCGGCAUCGACUUCAGGGAAAAGAGAGUGAUGUACACAGCAGCCAACCCCAAUGGGACGACUGUGGGGAAAACCUUCAAGGUUCACCUCCAGCUGUGGGACACAGCUGGACAGGAGAGGUUCCGCAGCCUGACUACUGCGUUCUUCAGGGACGCCAUGGGAUUCCUGCUGAUGUUUGAUCUCACUAGCCAGCAGAGCUUCCUCAAUGUCAGAAACUGGAUGAGCCAGCUACAGGCCAAUGCCUACUGUGAGAAUCCAGACAUCGUGUUGGUAGGGAACAAGGCCGACCUGGCCGACCAGCGGGAGGUUCAGGAGAAACAGGCCAAGGAGCUGGCUGAUAAAUACGGGAUCCCGUACUUCGAGACGAGUGCAGCGACAGGUACGGAGGUGGACAAGGCGGUGAUAACUCUGUUGGACCUGGUCAUGAAAAGGAUGGAGCAGUGCGUCGACAAACCGCUCUCCGAGCCAUCCAACGGCAACGGGGCCACGAAGCUCGACGAAGCGCAGCCCCAUGAGAAAAAAUGUGCAUGCUAGAUGGCGAUGGGAAUGACCAGUCAGUCGUCUGUCUUUUCCACUCGUCACAUUCCCUGCUUCUUUUAUCUUCUCCUUCGCUGUCCUCUUUGAUUGCAUGUUUCUUUAUCUUCUCCUGUCCAAUCACAGCUCUAAAAUUCUAGUUUGAACAAUCUCAUGGUCCACUGUUCUUUCUCUUCCCAGCUGUAUUCUUCUUUCUCCUCCCACACUCUCUGCCAGAGGGCAAUGAAACAGGUUUGUCUCCCUCUGGUGGAGGUUUGAAGUAGUACAGUCUCUGCCUGUUUUCCUUCAAGCACUUUUGUGUUUAGGAGGAAAUUAAAAGCGGAGGGGACGGUUUCAUCGCUGUCAGACACAGCGUGCCUUGACUGUCUGAUCUGUGGCAUAAAGAGCUUAACGUCUGGCUGUGUAAAGUAACCUAAGUCGUGGUCUUCUAUUGAAACAUUGUCUCCUGGAGAGCGAGCAGUUGUACAACCAGUACAUUUUUUUUUUGUCUACUUCACAUUGUUAUCAAUGCUGUAUCUGUACUAGCUAUCUAUGAUCAUUUUCAGUCUUCCAUGCAGUGUUUUUUGGUCAGGUCUGUUUCCUAAAAAAUGGCCUAAAUAGUGUUUAAUGUUUAAUGAUAGGCUUUCAUGGUGGAGGUCUUUGACACUUGAGUGAGAGGUGCUGUUCACAAAUAAUUGCUUGUUUUGUUUGCUAAACUAACGCCAGCGCUUUCGCUUCUACAGUUAGAACCUAUUGCCCAAUGAGAAGUGCAGGUAAAUAUCAGGCCAUUAUUAAGCUUUAUGUUACACUUUAGUUGCAGUAAAUGCAAAAAGAGAUACUCCCUAAACAGAGCAGAGGUUGUAUGACCACUGUAGAGUAUUUUGUAACCAACUGGUCAGAGUAGAUCAUUUAUGACCCCAUGUUAGUUAUUAUGUCACCAUAUAUUCAUUUAAAAAAUGUUAUUAACUCUUUGGAAUUUGAAAUCUUAAUGUUGACACUCAUUUUAGAAUAAAAUCUAGGAAUAAAUGUUAUUCUAAGAGGCCCAGCUAACUAGAUAAAGGCUAUUGGUGCUUGGCAGUGUUAAAGGUGAAGUGUGCUGUAUCGCUAUGUUACCAAAAGCAGCUGAGGAUUGUUUCAGAGUAAAGACGACAGUUUGCAUUUUUUUUGUUUGGUAACUGUUAAGAGAAAAUUAUAUUGCAUUGUUGUUUUAUGUCAUUCUCACCAGAACACCAACACCGUGUCAUGCAGAGAUAACUUAUGCUUAUUGUGGGUUUGCUCCUUGUCACCAGCCAUGAUGAUCCUACUUUGCUUAGCACUGCUAUCUCUGCAUCAUAUAUUCAUGAUGGUAACGGACGUGGCUGAUUAUGACUUGCAGAUGAUAUAACAUCCAUAUGUAGGACUAAUAUGGGUACAGCAUGGGACAUGUGAAGUGAAGAAAAAAAGCCUACAUAUACAGUAUGUAUUGGUAGAGUGCAUUGACCAGGAUAUUGUUUCAAACGGAUCUACUGCCUUGGCUUUUAAAGUGUUAUUCCACUUUGGUGGCACAUCCUUUAAUCUCUGUUUGGGUAUGUGAUGAAUUCGCAAACUGGGAAAGCAAUUGGGAAAAUUAAAUUAUUCAACGUUAAAGCCUAAACAAAUAUACUGGCUAUUUACAGAUCGAAUGGAUAUUUUGUGUGAUUUAACCACAAGGUAUUGAAUAAAAAGUUGAAUGAAGUUCUGCAUGGAGAGGAGGAUUAUAUAAUCUCAGCAGCAAUGUGCCAGUCAUGUGACGUCAGCCUCUCGGUGAUUUUCCCUAUUGACCCCUCACUUCCUAACAGAAAAUGUGAACUUUAAGGCCCCCAUACAUGACCAAUGUUGUAAGAAUAUAAAGUGACCAACUAUUUAUAUGAAUUAAACAUAGAUUAGUAUUUCUGUUGCAAUAUGUUUGUUAUAUCAUGACACCAGGAGAAAAUCUCAACUGCGUUCAUACUUGGUUCAUUUUUGGUUGUCUUCUUGACCCCAAAACUACCAAUUUAUCAACAGAAUCUGUCACUAACAUGAAGAAAAUAGACCUCUAAACCCUUAAAGAAGUACAGUAGAAGUUGUUCAAUGCUUUUUGGGCAUAACCAUGGAAGUUGUCGUGGACCAAUCCUUUCAUUACAUAAGAAACUAUGUAACUGCAGCUGUGCUGAAAACCUAAUGAAAUCAUGUCAUAUCUUACUCCGUAACUUCCUUUUGAGUUCCUGUCCAAAGGCUGCAUGCUUGUGCACCGCAAAAAACCCUUCUCUCUAAAACAUAUUUUGGUGAAAUUUAUAAAAAUAAUUUAUUUAACUGUCAAAGAAUGGUCAUAGAUGAUUUUGUUUUUAAGUGCAACUCGACAGAAUUCAUCUUAUCAAGUAACAACUUGAUCUGCCUUACUUCAUUAAAAUUUAGAACCAAGUUUAUUUGCACCAAAAAAUGAACAUUGCGCUUGCCACCUUGCAGCUGAAUCCUAUUUUCCUCCUUCAGCGAGCUGAAGCGAGGCUGCAUGAUCACUGCAGGGUGCUUUUCAUAUUUUACCAGAGUGCCAGAUGGGUGGAAAGUAAUGUAAAGUAGAAUUUGAGUAGGCUUAUGCAUGUUAAACACUGCUGUGGUCAUUUAAAAGAUUAUAAAUGCUUCAAUUUAAAUAUUUUAUUAAAUCCUUUUUAUCAGUAAUAUUUAACUAUUAUACUUGAUCCUUAAAAAAAAUCCUCAGUUAAAGAAUUAUGACGCUUUGGUUUCAUCUUCCAACGUUUUCUCAUCACAAACCAGCGUUUGUUUUCAAAAGAUCUGACCCCUUAACUUUGUUCAAAAGUGAAAAGUGAAAAAGUGACGCGUUUUCCUUUUUUAAAGCCUAACCGAGUCGUCUGCCAACCGCUCAGUGCCGUUUUAAAAACUCGCUGCUCUUUGAUUUCAGUUUCACGAAAUAUAAAUAUGUGCCGUCUACUGUGUAUCGUACAUCAUUUGGGUUUGCUUAUCAACCUGCUCUUUGGGGUCUUUUUGUAAUGCACAGGUUGCAUAUUUCUAAACACUCACAGAAACAACGUGGCGGAAUCCUCUUUUUGUUCUUUUCCUUUGCUCCAACUUUCAUUACCAAAACAAGUGGUGUUAAAGGUAAACAAGUGGUUAAAGCGGAACGAAAUUAUUAUUUUUUUUUUACUUUCUGCUGUUUAGUUUGUGUUUCUUAUGAAUCUUAUUCCCGAUGUUCACUCUCUUUUUAACUUUGUUUUUGUAUCCGCCAUGUCCUGAGAAUAAUAUCCGUGGUUUUAUUGGCUUAUUGUCUCAAGCGAGAUGCAAACUCUGUGAAACCCGAGGAUUUCCUUAAUGUUCCCUAAAGUUUCACAUUAUGAUACCGGUUGUUAGUAUAAAAAUGUGAUUAGUGCAGCUUUAAAAUGUGUAAUAAGUGUUAAACCUUACCAAGUGUUGAUUACCAGUAUUCAAGGUUUUCAUUUUUACUGUUUCUUAAAAAAUGAUCAUGUUUUUGGUAAAAAAAUAUGGUUUAUCCAUAUCUAAAGAGAUACCACUCUUCAAUAAGUGAUUUGCAGCCUCAUGUAUCAGUAUGACUGGCAAGUAAAUUGUUUGAAUUAAUUUACAAAUGAAAAAUAUGAAACACAAAUUAUUCUUUGAGAUACAACUUCCCUCCAAAUUCCCAGUGCUCGUCAUGGACUUUCCUUUUAUUUUGACAAUCUCCCAAACAAACUGAUUCAAGCCUUUCUUCUUAUGUUGCAUAAUUUUUCCCUCUAAUGCGCCACUAGUACAUAUAUGCCACUGGUUUAUCUGACGUUAUAUACUGGUACAUAUAUGCCACUGGUUUAUCUGAUGUUAUAUACUGGUACAUAUAUGCCACUGGUUUAUCUGACGUUAUAUACUGGUACAUAUAUGCCACUGGUUUAUCUGAUGUUAUAUACUAGUACAUAUAUGCCACUGGUUUAUCUGAUGUUAUAUACUGGUACAUAUAUGCCACUGGUUUAUCUGAUGUUAUAUACUGGUACAUAUAUGCCACUGGUUUAUCUGAUGUUAUAUACUAGUACAUAUAUGCCACUGGUUUAUCUGAUGUUAUAUACUGGUACAUAUAUGCCACUGGUUUAUCUGAUGUUAUAUACUGGUACAUAUAUGCCACUGGUUUAUCUGAUGUUAUAUACUGGUACAUAUAUGCCACUGGUUUAUCUGAUGUUAUAUACUGGUACAUAUACACUCACCGGCCACUUUAUUAGGUACCCUAUGCUAGUAACGGGUUGGACCCCCUUUUGCCUUCAGAACUGCCUCAAUUCUUCGUGGCAUAGAUUCAACAAGGUGCUGGCAGCAUUCCUCAGGGAGUUUGGUCCAUAUUGACAUGAUGGCAUCACACAGUUGCCGCAGAUUUGUCGGCUGCACAUCCAUGAUGCGAAUCUCCCGUUCCACCACAUCCCAAAGAUGCUCUAUUGGAUUGAGAUCUGGUGAUUGUGGAGGCCAUUUGAGUACAGCGAACUCAUUGUCAUGUUCAAGAAACCAGUCUGAGAUGAUUCCAGCUUUAUGACAUGGCGCUUUAUCCUGCUG
Messenger RNA from Pungitius pungitius (ninespine stickleback), 5485 nucleotides. RefSeq names its product ras-related protein Rab-27B-like. Gene Ontology annotation, biological process: exocytosis; positive regulation of exocytosis. The record is from RefSeq and is a predicted model, not a curated record. The transcript has 6 exons. Gene Ontology annotation, molecular function: GTP binding; GTPase activity. NCBI's taxonomy places the organism in Eukaryota, Metazoa, Chordata, Actinopteri, Perciformes, Gasterosteidae. Bases 317 to 973 code for a protein of 218 amino acids. Gene Ontology annotation, cellular component: secretory granule; exocytic vesicle; melanosome.